CGGCAGUGCCUCGGCCCAGGGAAAAUGCUGCACGAGAGUAAAAGCCUUGUCACUGAGGACCCAAAGCAUUGGCUGGAUGUUAUCUGUAUUUGGAGAAACCUUCAUGGGUGUGAGGGGAAAAAAGAUGAUGUCUCUCAAGAAAACCCAUUGCCUCUGAAGAGAAAAUCAGAAGAAGAGACAAAUAUUGUAACUAAAAGAAAACAGAACGAUGAGAGAGACUGUGAUGAACGUCAAGCAGAAGCUGGGGAGGGGUGUGUGGUACCAGAGAGAAAGAGUGAUCAGGACUGCCGGACCGAAAGCAAGGCUUCCUUAGAAGACCCUUUCAAAAGCAGUGGAGAAAAGCCUAUUGCGAAUGAGCAGCUUAGCUUCAGUUUGAGAGUUUCUUGUGGUUGUGGUGGAGUGAUUGCCAAAAUACUUCCUUUGCAGGCGAAGGGAAGAGCUGUUGGCAUAGUGCUCAUGAAGCAGUUUGGGUGGCGGACUGAUCUGCAGGACCCUGAUCCAGAGAUCUUUGUACAUCUUAAUGACAUUCACUUUGUGGUGGGGAUUCCUCUUUCCAGGCUUCCGUUGGCAAACAGAGUCUACAAAACAGCAGAACUGUGGUCAACAAUUGUGUGGGCCAUGGCAUCUCUGGCUGAAAGCAGUGUAAAAGGGUUUAUAAAAUAAAUACACCCGUUUGUCAACUGGAUGACUUUUCUCUUUCUCUCUAAACAGGAAGCCUGUUACUGGGGUGCUAAUAUAAGUGAUUCACAGUUAGAGGGUGCAGAUGUGAAUAUUAGGACUGCAGGCCUGAUGGUGGAGGUGCUGUCAGGCGUCCGCAUAUACCAGUACAUAGAUGAUAUCCUAGUUGGUGGAGAUAAUAAAGAACAGGUAUCGCCCCCUCCUGAGAGAGUGGCCCAGAAGGCCAUGAUACGGAAGUGGACAACGGAGAAACGGACCACCCUGUCACUCCUACUAGCAGUGGUGAUGGUGGCCAACGCGGACAACUCAGACCUGGACAACAAUGUAGUGGUGAAAAUGGUGACUGUGAAUGUCACCCCAGCUCUGUGGAUGGACAAAAACUCCUGGACUGUGACUGAUCAUCCCAUCAUGCCUGAGGCAUGA
Molecule: messenger RNA, 1101 nt
Organism: Gavia stellata (red-throated loon)
Lineage: Eukaryota; Metazoa; Chordata; Aves; Gaviiformes; Gaviidae
Product: THUMP domain-containing protein 2
Biological process (GO): tRNA methylation
Molecular function (GO): tRNA (guanine) methyltransferase activity
Source: RefSeq, a predicted model, not a curated record